AGACUGAAGAACACCGCACUCUGCACUGAAGAUCUGCGCACGCAUGUAAGGGAGCUGUCCACAAACUUUGAGAGAUACAGUUAAUAUAGAAAAAGAUCAUGGAGGAGACUAGAGAUAAAAGCAUUGCUGAUGGGGAAGCUAUGGAGCCAGAGGGCCAGAAAGGGAGCACGGAAAAGAACACAGAGGCCAGGGAGAAAUGGGCCAACAAGACUGAGUUCCUGCUGUCCAUGGCUGGAGAGAUUAUCGGACUGGGGAACGUGUGGCGCUUCCCUUACCUGUGCUACAAAAAUGGAGGAGGUGUUUUCUUCAUCCCUUAUUUCAUCUUCCUUUUCUUUUGUGGAAUCCCAAUAUUCUUCCUUGAGACGGCAUUAGGCCAAUACACCAGUGAGGGGGGGAUCACUGCAUGGAGAAAAAUCUGCCCUAUGUUUGAAGGUGUAGGCGUUGCCUCCCAAGUUAUAGUGAUUUACCUGAAUAUAUAUUACAUUGUGGUCCUGGCCUGGGCUCUGUUUUAUCUAUUCAACUCAUUCUGGAGUACUCUACCUUGGACUUCCUGCGACAAUUAUUGGAACACAGUGAACUGCCACAAUAUAAGUAUUACCUACACAGGUUUACACAGACCUGAAGCUGACUGGUCUUUCCUCUACAACGAAACGGAUAAAUAUGAUAACCACAGCAUGAGUUUUCAAAAUGAAUCUGAAUGGCCGCCUUUUAAAGUGAUCUCCCCAGAACAAGAGUACUGGUUCCAUCGUAUGUUGCGGGUGGCAAACAGUGGUGGUCUGGGAAGUGUAAAUGCUGAUCUUGCCAUGUGUCUUCUUUUGGCUUGGGUCAUCUGUUAUUUCUGCAUCUUUAAAGGAGUCAAGACCACAGGCAAGGUUGUGUACUUCACUGCCACAUUCCCGUACUUAAUGUUGUUCAUCCUUUUCAUCAGAGGAGUGACUCUGCCAGGAGCUGGAACUGGAAUUAUUUAUUAUCUAUAUCCUGAUAUCAGUAAGCUCUCUAAUCCUGAUGUAAGUGCACACAAUCCCUGCUUCCCAUUUCACAUGCUAUCUGUGCUCAGUAGUAUCUGAUGUUAGAAUUAGUACGUCCCAAAUAUAGUAUGUUCAAAUGACCAUCCCAAAGACAGAGGAGUUGAUGGUUUGAAGACACAAUUUUAUGGUGUGGAAAUAUUUGUCAGAAUUUGCCUACUUGUCUGAUCUCUAUAAAGCAGGUGGUUGGAUGGGAGUGGGGGUUGAAAAAUUAAAUGGCAAAAAUGAAAGAUGCAGAAAGAUGUUUUAAAUGUGGGUCAUAUUUUGAAGUUUACGAAAGACAAACAUUCUUAGUUUUUAAAUGUGCACAUUUUGCGUUUGUGUAAAAGAAAAAUACACAAGUCCAGAAAUAUGGAAUAUGGCAUUCUGGAAGGAACAAAUAAAA
This is a messenger RNA of Labeo rohita (rohu), 1410 nucleotides long. Its product is annotated as sodium- and chloride-dependent GABA transporter 2. The record is from RefSeq and is a predicted model, not a curated record. Gene Ontology annotation, biological process: sodium ion transmembrane transport. The coding region runs from base 99 to 1067 and encodes 322 amino acids. The transcript is spliced from 8 exons. Gene Ontology annotation, cellular component: membrane. Lineage: Eukaryota; Metazoa; Chordata; Actinopteri; Cypriniformes; Cyprinidae.